AUGCCGAUACAUGGUCUUCGUCCAUUACGAGAGACGGUAGUGCAGAUCGAUUCAACGACCAUCGUCACCGCCGGUGUCCAGCAACCCACAUCUUCGUUCUUCUCGCUCAAGAUUGCCUCGCUUCUGGCACGUGCGUGGGAAAAGUCGAGCAACACGGAGCCGCUAUGCAAAAUCUGCUGUAAUCAGCAAGAAAUAGAGAACAUCGCGCAACGCAUCGCUCCGAAAAAGCCUCUGUCGCCGUUCGCUAAGUUUCGUCAGCUCGAUAAGCAACACAGCGCCAGUUUGUCGCCAAGCCCUGUAAAAUCGCCGGCAACGGAAUUUCGAUUCAAAUUUACCGAACCGACUGUGCGAGAUAAUGCUGCGCAAAUUAAAGAGCGAUUACUGGCGUGGUGCCGAUCGAAAACCAAAGAGUACGAUAAUGUACAGCUUGACAACUUCUCGACAAGCUGGAACAACGGCUUAGCAUUUUGCGCGUUGAUCCAUCACUUCAGGCCGGACGCUUUCGAUUACAAUUCUCUACGUCCGGAGAAUCGCAGGAAAAACUUCGAGCUAGCUUUUACGAAAGCCGACGAAGUCGCUGGAAUCGCGCCGUUACUUGACGUCGAGGACAUGGUGAUGAUGCAACGGCCGGAUUGGAAGUGCGUCUUCACAUACGUUCAGUCCAUCUAUCGUCGUUUCAAGGAUGAAGACUAG
Molecule: messenger RNA, 693 nt
Organism: Solenopsis invicta (red fire ant)
Lineage: Eukaryota; Metazoa; Arthropoda; Insecta; Hymenoptera; Formicidae
Product: smoothelin
Exons: 5
Coding region: 1-693 (230 amino acids)
Biological process (GO): actin cytoskeleton organization
Cellular component (GO): microtubule organizing center; filamentous actin
Molecular function (GO): protein binding
Source: RefSeq, a predicted model, not a curated record